Leguminivora glycinivorella is the source of this 2863-nucleotide messenger RNA. It is a transcript of the gene Vps50, whose product is annotated as syndetin. The record is from RefSeq and is a predicted model, not a curated record. Gene Ontology annotation, cellular component: EARP complex. Gene Ontology annotation, biological process: retrograde transport, endosome to Golgi; endocytic recycling. Gene Ontology annotation, molecular function: SNARE binding. NCBI's taxonomy places the organism in Eukaryota, Metazoa, Arthropoda, Insecta, Lepidoptera, Tortricidae.
CCAAAAUUGUGUUAAGUUUGGUUUGGUCGAUGUGAAUUAUUUUACCACUCAGCACAAGUUUUGCAUCACUUAUGACGAUAAAUUAUAAGAUAUGAGACAUGGAGCGCCACGGCCCGCCUGGUGUGAACUCGCGCGCGCUCAGCGCGGCGCACUCUGCUGCAGACCUCGAGGUGCUAAGAGAGAUAGAAAACGUAUACUUCUCACCUCCAAGCGAGUUCGACGCGGCGCGCCACGCGCUCGAGAGCGCGCCCGACCCGCCCACCUGCGACGCUAUAGAGCAGAUGUUCACUAAACUGAAGAGACAGCAGCAGGUGGUAUCCGGCAAAGCGUUGCACCUCAUCUCCCAACAGCGCGACAACUGCGAUCGCGAAUUCGCGGAAAUCCAGAACAUUCGCGAACAGCUCGCCACCACCCUCCACACCUGCCAAACCGCGCGGACCCACCUCCGAACCGCCUCCAACCACCUAACAAUCUCCACCUUCGUCAUCCUGGCUAACUUCAGGAAACGGCAGAUCAUCAGGUCAGUCCUCAAGUCUUUAGAACUACUUAGAAGCUUGAGAAGCGUCGAGAAAGAUGUCCAGGAGUUACUCGUUAAGAAGGAGUAUUGUGAAGCCAUUGAGCUGAUUUUGAAGAGUCGGAAAGCUGCUGCGAAUCAUAGGGAGUAUACUUGUAUAGCGGAUUUAGCUACAAGGUUACAGGAUACUUUAGACAUGACUGAAGAGAAGUUAGACUCAGUUUUAGCUAGCAUUUGUUAUAACUUCGACGGAGACACUUUUAGUAAGCUCAGGAAAGCGCAUGCUUUACUUGGGAAAAGUCAAGCAGCCAUGGAACAGUUGCAUAUGCACUACUCCUCGGCAGUUAAUGAAACAUCUUUAAAAUCUGUUAAAGAUUGCAUUGGAGAAGUAUCAAUCGAAGUGAAGUUUCAAGAGAUGUGUCAAUCGGUACCAAAAGAUAAAGCGGCUGUUUGCUUUUUAAAUCUUUGCGAGAACUUGUUCUUAAUCAUGAGGAGUUACUAUUUGCUGGUUAAAUGGCAUUCGAAACAUGAAGACGAAGAUUUGCCAAGUUCAAGUGCUUUUGAAAUAGAAAGGAAUGUUAGUAAGGAAUAUAUAAAACAGAAGUUGAAAGGAGGUCUAGUGAGAAUCUGGCAUGAUGUCCAGACUAAAGUAUCGAUAUUUUUAAAGAGGGCCUAUAUAGAGGAUUUCGCUUUUGAGAAAUUUAUUCUGAUACUAGGUAUUUUGAGGCGGUUGAUGCAAGUAGCGGAAGUAUUUUGUGGCGACAAGUCAGAUAUUCUAGAGGAUUUUAUAAAGAGUCACAGCAUGUCGUAUAUCAAGAAUUACCACAGAGGACGCAUGGAGGAGCUUAAACUCUUCCUUGAGAAUGAAGGAUGGGAGCAAUGUCCUGUCAAAUCAACUUUUACGUUGCUAAACCUUCAAGAAUUUAAGAAGUUCAAAAAAUAUUUAAAUCCUAACUUUGACACGUCAUUAUCUAAAGUCAGCACACUGUCUGAUGGGACUUCUUCAGUGCAUUCUCAAGAUGACAGCGUAUAUAUUGCGAAGUACUUCAAUCAAAAGACUACACAUACUCCUUUCGAGAUUUUCAGAAGCGACAAUGUGACUAAUGAUGAUAUAUUUGGUCUAGAACCUGAGUUAGACGGCAGUGAUACUUCUGAUGACGAACCGGAAGAAUUGAAGAGAGAUUUUGUGGACGAUGACGCCAAAAGUCCAUCGAAAGCUAAACACUCCGUCAUAGUAACUAACACUACUUUAUCGGUUCUACGAAAUUGCGGGCAAUAUCUACAAAUCUGUAGAUAUCUCCCACAGAUAUCUUUAGAAGUCGUCAUGCUUAUGAACCAGCUUUUCGACUUCUAUUUCACAGUACAUCUAUUUUUCACUUCGGAUUUGGAUGUAGCUUCAACCACGUUGUAUACUCCGAAGUUGACAGCUGCAUUAAAAAGAAUAUCAAACUCCAUAGACACUUCCAAUUCAGGAGAUUCCAAAACCUUCCUCUGUCCAGAAAUACCUCAACAUUUAGACUUAUCUUCUGAAGAGUAUCUCCACGGUUUAAGCGAACGAAUAGUAGCGGUCGAAAGCGUAAUUUUCCUAGCGAAGCAAUUUGAGUUUCUACAACCAUAUUUAGAAUCAAUAGUGGCUCAGCAUCAAAAACUAGUUUUAGAGCAUUUUAGAGACAACACCCUCGCCAGUGCUGUGGAUUUAAGAAUGCCUGUAUACAUGUGUUCUGCCUCAAAAGCUGUAGAUGCUAGAACGACAUUACUGGCCAUGUCCCAAGUGAGAUGGGAUGUCAAAAAUGUCGAAGUUGAGAACAGUCCUUACGUAGACAUGAUAACUCGUAAAAUUCAAGUGUUUGCUUUAAGGUUAGAGAAUAUAUCUAAAAAGGUUACUCUUAAUUUGGAAGUCAUAAACUCAGUUUGGGCUAUGGUGUCUAAAUUCAUUGUUCAUUUGUUGGUAGAAGGCUUUUCAAACGCUACGAAAUGUUCAAAUGGAGGCCGAGGUCUUAUGCAACUAGAUUACCGACAAUUGUUUGUGAAGAUAGAGAAGAAUUCAGGUCUUAAACCGGUUCCGUACCAAGAGUAUGUAGACAGGUACGUAAAGGCGUACUAUUUACCCCGGAAUGAGUUGGAAGAGUUUAUCAGAGAGAGGUUAGAAUAUUCGAACAAACAUUUGCUAGCGUUGGUGAGCUGUGCGUGUGAAAAUAAGAGAGAUCGGCAAGAACUUACUGCUGUUAUAGAGAAGAGAGAUACUUAGGAGUAACACAAGCAUUUGCCACGGCUCAUGGGAGCCUGGGGUCCGCUUUGACAAUCCCAAGAUUUGGUAGGCAGUUUUUACGAAAGCGACUGCCAUCUGAC